AUGAUAAUUGUUGACGGCGACAAAUACUCAUGUGUGGCUUGCAUCAGGGGGCAUAGAUCUUCUACGUGUCGCCAUACGGAUAGGAUGUUGGUUAAAGUUAGGACUAGAGGACGACCAUCACCUAUGGACAUUCGAAAAGUGAUCAUGGUUGAUGCGAACUCGAAAUUGGCUACUUCCGACGCUGAUUCUGGUGAAGAUGAGUCUAGUUCAUCGGGAUGCUGUUCUGGGAGUGUUUCUACGGCAGUAAGUGGUAGAGAGUUGUGUACAAAGAUGAACAAGCAGCCUAUUCUUUUCCUGAAGGCUUUAGAGACCCGGAAGGGUUUGCUUGUAGAUGGUGCACUGAAGAUCAUGGUCGAGCAAAAGGGACCCGACUCUGCUAAAAAGUUUAAUUUUGUAUCUGAAAAGGAGUUUAUGUUGAAGCAUGUAGAUGGUUAUAGUGGAAGUGAUGAUGACGCUUGCUCAUGCAAACACAGAGCCAAACGCCAGAAGGUGUCUUCCACCGAGAAUGAGAACGGUUGCGCUGAGAAGAACUACACUCCUUCAUCUUCUUCAAACGGCGUGCUAUGGCCUGAUCCAGCGCUGGCAGUGAACGGGAGUAGACCAGUUUUGCACGAUAUGGUAGAAGCGUUUACCUAUAAAGGUGUAUAUCUCAGUACCCAAUGUUCUUGCGAUGAUAACCUUUGUCAGUGUGCUAACUGCUUAAUCCACAGGAAAGAAGAAGAGCUGAAUGACUUUAUUCAGCAGUCGGGUAUUCCACUCACGUCGUUGGGUUCCGGCAGCAACCCACAUGUUUAUCCACUGUUGGACGAUCGCGAAGGGCAACUUACUGAGUUAACCCAAGAACAGCAAAACGGCAGAGCCGGGUCACUCACUUCGUUAGAGCAUACCGAAAACGGUGAAAAGCAUACGGCUAAAGUAUCUUCGGCUACUUGUAAAUGCACACCAGCUAACUGUAUUUGUUUAAAUUGUGAUGAACAUCCUCCAGAAAUUAUUUCUAUGAACAAGAUUCUAUUACAGGGUCUUGUGAAUUUAAAGCUAAAGCGGAAAAUACUAAUCCAAUAUCGUGGGAAACUUUUUCCUUCGAAGUUUUGGUGGGAUCUUUUAUCUGUUCGGUUACCUUCAAUGUCUUCAGAAGAGCUAGAAUCACUAGAUCUGCUACAAUGGUUUGAUAAUAUAUUAGAAACCCAUUCUACAGGCCUUCCGAGCGCUGAAGCUAUCCUUCCUGAGUUACACGACAUGUUAAAAGACUUUUAG
Eremothecium sinecaudum is the source of this 1254-nucleotide messenger RNA. It is a transcript of the gene MAC1, whose product is annotated as Mac1p. The record is from RefSeq and is a predicted model, not a curated record. Gene Ontology annotation, cellular component: nucleus. Gene Ontology annotation, molecular function: DNA-binding transcription factor activity, RNA polymerase II-specific; RNA polymerase II cis-regulatory region sequence-specific DNA binding; copper ion binding. NCBI's taxonomy places the organism in Eukaryota, Fungi, Ascomycota, Saccharomycetes, Saccharomycetales, Saccharomycetaceae. The transcript has a single exon. Gene Ontology annotation, biological process: positive regulation of transcription by RNA polymerase II; intracellular iron ion homeostasis; intracellular copper ion homeostasis. The coding region runs from base 1 to 1254 and encodes 417 amino acids.